Molecule: messenger RNA, 2720 nt
Organism: Neltuma alba
Lineage: Eukaryota; Viridiplantae; Streptophyta; Magnoliopsida; Fabales; Fabaceae
Product: receptor protein kinase-like protein At4g34220
Exons: 3
Coding region: 291-2483 (730 amino acids)
Biological process (GO): protein phosphorylation
Molecular function (GO): protein kinase activity; ATP binding; protein binding
Source: RefSeq, a predicted model, not a curated record
UGUUGGGUUCACCUGGUCCUUAUCAUCUCUUUCUGCUAUUACUCUCCCCAUCCAUUCAAUCAUUUUGGUUUCCUUGCUCCCACUUUGUCUGCUUCACCUAGUACAUCGUAGCUAGGAGCAGCUCAUAGAAAUAGUUCUCCAUUAAAUUCUCUGAAGAUUUGGUCAACAGAAGAAGGAAGUUGCAGUUGUUCACCAUCUCCGUUUUGCUUCCUUUUCCCUUCCCUUUUUCUGCACCAUGAAAUCAUAGCUUCUGCCAUUAUGCUGUAUCGCCAUCAUCAUCUCAAGGAAUCAUGAACUCCAACUCCAGGAACCCUCAUUUUGGGUGUAAAGUUUUAUUCUUUCAUUUUCUUCUUCUUCUUCUUCGAUCAUUUGCUCUGAACCCUGAUGGGGUUCUCUUGCUAUCCUUCAAGUAUUCGAUCCUCAGCGACCCACUUUCAGUCCUAGAAAAUUGGAGCUACAGCGAUGAGUCAUCAUGCUCGUGGAAUGGAGUCAAGUGUACAAAAAUUGGAGGGAAGUUUAGAGUGACCAGUUUGGCUCUUCCCAGUAGCAAGCUUCUGGGUUCGAUUUCUGAAGACCUUGGGAUGAUCGAACACCUCCGGGAGCUUGAUCUUUCCAACAAUUUCCUUAAUGGGUCUGUACCCAAUUCCAUAUUCAACGCUUCUGAGCUUCGAGUUCUUUCUCUCGCCAGCAAUGUCAUCGCCGGUGAGCUAUCAGAGUCGAUUGGUCAGUUGAAAACUCUUCAACUUUUAAACCUAUCUGACAAUGCCUUUGCUGGGUCAGUCCCAGCAAGUCUCAUUACUUUGAAAAAUCUUACCUUUGUUUCUUUGAGGAGUAAUUACUUUUCUGGUAAAGUUCCAAGUGGGCUUCACUCUGUUCAGAAUUUAGAUCUGUCUUCGAAUUUGCUUAAUGGGUCUUUACCAGAUGACUUUGGCGGGGAUAGCUUGAAAUACUUGAACCUCUCCUACAACAAAAUUUCAGGAACAAUCCCACCACAAUUUGCCAAAAAGAUACCUGGAAACUCCACAGUAGAUCUCUCCUUCAACAAUCUAACGGGUCCAAUACCCCAGUCUCUGGCUUUGCUUAACCAGAAACCUGAGUCACUUUCUGGGAAUUCUGAUCUUUGUGGAAAGCCCCUGAAAGUCAUUUGUUCUAUUACUUCGACUGGUUCAAACCCACCCAACUCCACCACCUCAUCAACACCAGCAAUUGCAGUCAUGCCCAAAGCAAUUGACGCCAACCCCAAAACAAACAGUUCAGGAACCCCCAAUGGGUCUCAGAAUAGGCCAACAAAUAGCCUCAAACCAUCCAGCAUAGCCGGAAUCGUCGUGGGCGACAUUGCCGGAAUAGGUCUUUUAGUCGCAAUUGUUCUCUUGGUCUACCAACAACGGAAGAAAAAAGAUGCUAAAUCCACCGAAAAUGUUAUCGAGACUGCAUCGAAACAAGACCCGGAAGUCAAAAAAUCCACAAUCCCCUGCUUCUGGUUAGCUGUUGACGACAAGGAGACGUCCGAAGCAACGAGCUCCGACAGCGACCUAGAGAAUAAUAAUAAGAAGACUGAAAUGACGACCCAAAACGAGAAUCUCCGGAAAGAAGGGAGGUUUGUGACAGUGGAUGGAGAGACGAGGCUGGAGCUAGAGACAUUACUGACGUCGUCGGCGUAUAUUCUGGGAACAAGCCGAGGGAGCAUAGUGUACAGAGCAGUGCUGGAGGAUGGAAGAGCGUAUGCUGUGAGGAGGAUAGGGAUUGGAGAAUGUGCAGUAGAGGGGAUGAAGGAUUUCGAGAAUCAUGUAAAAACAAUCGCCAAGAUUCGUCAUCCCAAUUUGGUCAGAGUUCGUGGAUUCUGCUGGGGAAUGGAUGAGAAGCUCCUUAUCUGUGAUUACGUCCCCAAUGGAAGCCUCGCCAACCUUUGUCACAGAAGAACAGGGUCAUCGGCAUCGAGCUUGGCGUUGGAGGCUCGGCUGAAGAUAGCAAGAGGAAUAGCACGAGGCAUAGCUUUCGUCCACGACAAGAAACAUGUGCACGGCAACAUCAAACCCUCCAACAUACUCUUCAAUUCCGACAUGGAACCCGUCAUCACCGACCUCGGCCUCGACCGCAUCCUCUGCAACCCCAACAACUUCAACCUCAGAGCCAACGGUUCAUCUCGCCAAAUAGCAUACCAGACACCGGAGUGGUUCCAAAGCUUCAAACCCAACCCAAAGUGCGAUGUGUAUUCCUUUGGCAUUGUCUUGCUCGAGCUUCUCAGUGGGAGAUCUGUCUCAGACUUGGACAUAGGGCAGUGGCCGCAGUGUGAUGACGUGGAGGAGGAGAGGAUUAGGGUGUUGAGGGUGGCUGAUGUGGCCAUAAGGUCUGAGAUCGAAAAUAAGGAACAUGUUAUAUUAGGGUGCUUCAAGCUGGGGCUUACUUGUGCUUCUUCUCUCCCACAGAAGAGACCCUCCAUGAAAGAAGCUCUACACAUGUUAGAAAAGAUGAUUCGCAGCUAAUUGACCGCCCACUGCGGUCGUGUAUCUUAGCUCUAGGCCUGGAUUUUAGAUCAAAAGUUCUUAGCUUUUGCAUUUCUUGUGUUGUUUAAUUUGUUGAUUUAGAGUGUGCACGGAAGAAGAAAGAUGACCAUUUGUCUGUGUGAUCGAGGAAAUCAUUGUAAGUUUGAUUGCGGAAUCAAAUCCUUCGUCUGUAACCUGUGAAAGUUACUUGCGGUGUUUGUCUCCUUAGAUUUUACU